GAACCUUCGGAUCACAUUUGGACGAUGGCGUUUUGGCUACAAAUGGGUUUCCUGAUGGCCAGCCUAACGUCUUCAGUGGUGAGAGGGCGAGUAGAAAAUGAGCUGUCUCCAGAGUGCAGAGAAUUCCUCUUCAUGAGAACCCCACCGAAAGGCCUGGAGCUCCCCUCCAUCAAGUACAUCUGUCAGUUUCACAACAAGAAGCCGCGCUACGUGACUCUGUACAGCACGGAGGAUCACAUUCCCAUCUACUCCGCCUACACCUUUAAGCACUCGGAUGGGGAGACGUGUGUGGAUGUUCCCUGGAUGUAUGAGCCACAGUUGUCCACUUCUUUUGACACAGACGAGAUGCAGCCCUUUCCACGCGGUUACAUGCACAUGAACUUUGAAGACGCACAAGCGAUUCUGGACGACUACACCAACGCCAUACACUACGAGCGAGGGACCCUGAACCCGGACGAGCAUCAGAACGAACUCGACGACAAGGCCUCCACUUACACCCUCACCAACGUCGUCCCCUUGGUGCCCGACUUCAACGACAGGAUCUGGAAUAAACAGGAGCACAUCGUCCGCAAACGGCUUAACAACUACUGCCGCGGGAAGGCCUACAUAGUGACCGGGAUCACCAAGUCAGGGAAGAUGAUCCGCAGGGAAAACAUGAACCGUAUCGCAGUCCCCAACUACCUGUGGUCGGCUUACUGCUGCGUGGACUAUGACCACAACACUCCUUAUACGGAGCGAUACAAGUUCCCGUCUUUUGCUCACUACGCCCUCAAUGAGGACGAGAACAACGAGAUAGUAGAGACCUCCGUCCCAAAGCUCCAGGAGUUUCUCAAAAAGACGUUUGCGAACCAGAACUUUCAGAUUUUUGAAGGGGACUGCAAUCCCCAGUCCUCCAUGAAAAGUGAUUAAGAAAAAUAUUUUGAAAUGAUUGUAAAUUUGAAUAAAUAAAGCUCCACUGUCUCCAAAUCUCUUAAUAUACUCUGACAGCUUACCAGACUAAAAUAUAAGCAAAUAAACGGAAUUUAAUCAUGAACUACAUCAAUAUGUGUGUUUGUUCUACACACAUAUUAAUUCUUGAUAUAAUAUGUGAAAGUGGUUGCAGAACUUUCAUUUUCUAAUUAAAGUUCCUCAAGAAAAAACAAGGAAGAAAAUGACCGACAAGACAAGUUAGGAGUUAUGUUCAUGGAAUAGAUCAAACCAUUCUGAAUCAUAACUCAAUAAGGUUCCUCAAAUUCUCACUUAAUAAAAACAGAGCAUAAAAGUGAAGUAUGAGAUCUGUUCUACUUUUGCACUUCUACAGCUCAUUAAUCAGCAAAAUGACACCUACCAGAGAAGGAUAAUAAAAAGAAAUAUUUAAGCAUGCAUCAUAAAAGAAGAGCAAACGUCUCUGACCUAUAAAGAAAACUUUACUAAGCAUUUGUCUUACCUGUUUGAGUGUCUACCUGUUUUCAAAGGUUAUUUUCUUGUCAUGUUCAGGACUUAGAAUUUUUUUAGCAUGAUUUUAUCUAAUUAACAACCGCUCAGUAACUGCAUCGGUACGUUAUGUUGUAAUAAACCGUUCAAUCAGCC
This is a messenger RNA of Xiphophorus couchianus (Monterrey platyfish), 1569 nucleotides long. RefSeq names its product endonuclease domain-containing 1 protein-like. The record is from RefSeq and is a predicted model, not a curated record. The transcript has 2 exons. Gene Ontology annotation, molecular function: metal ion binding; hydrolase activity; nucleic acid binding. Lineage: Eukaryota; Metazoa; Chordata; Actinopteri; Cyprinodontiformes; Poeciliidae. The coding region runs from base 25 to 909 and encodes 294 amino acids.